UGCAAAUACCUCAAUAAAUACAAAACUAAUGGGUCUAAUUAUUGAAUCCGUUUCGAUCAUAAAACUUGACAAUUCGAUCGAAAAUUAUUACAUUGAAAUUAUUGAAACCGUAUCGAAAAUUAAGUUUUUAAUGCAGUUGAACUUACUUGCCGACUCCAUAAAAUACAUUCCUUGGCUAAUAGAUGGCGCUAACUUCGAAAUCAUUGAAACCGCAAAAUCGCAAAUAUUUGUCGAAAUCUAUCCGUUGAUCAGUGAACUGCGUAAAUUGGCAAAAAUGGAGUAUUUAGAAAAGAAACAAAAACACACCAACAAAAAUCUAUUGGAAGUACUGGUGGAUAUUAUGAAGUUGCACCCAGACAUAGCUAAAGGAUUUUCCCAAAAAAAGUGAUUUUCGCAUUGCCCCAAAAUGUAUAUAAUUGCCCUUUUGUUGAUCCGAAAGUGUUUGAUGAAACUGCGCAUGUACAAACAUACAUACUAUGUAAAUAGAAUGUUAAAUAGUUCAACUCAGUUAUAGUCAUCCAUUUCCAACACGUCUUUUGAAAUGUUCUUCAAAUUUCUGCGCUAACGACGAAU
Molecule: messenger RNA, 573 nt
Organism: Bactrocera tryoni
Lineage: Eukaryota; Metazoa; Arthropoda; Insecta; Diptera; Tephritidae
Exons: 2
Coding region: 29-388 (119 amino acids)
Source: RefSeq, a predicted model, not a curated record